AUGACCUCCUAUGACCGUCAUGCCUCCCACGAUUCCCCCUACCGUACCGGGAGACAUGUUCCUCUCAAUCAAAGCCGACACGAGCCGCUCACAUCUGUCGCAACCAGCGCAAUCGAGUCUCGCCCAGACCUCACUAAUCCCUACGAUGACGAACCCACAAAAGGAUCUGCAAGUGCACAGGCAUCCGAGUGGAAUGGCUCCCCCGUCGACUUGGGCUCUCCCACCCAUCCCUACUCACCAGGGAUGAGGUCGGCCACGUCUCAAAAGAGACGAUCGAACGACCAAGCCGAGGGUACACCGGAGAUUCAGAUGCAAAGUUUCCACGACGGAGGGCCACCGCCGCCGCCGGUCGCUCACUCCUGGAGGAAGAUCGAACGCUGGUUAGAACACAAUUAUGAGGAACUCCUUGACCAGCUCGGUGAAGGAUGUACCCAGAACGAUAUCAAUGAAUUGGAGCACGAACUCGACUGCAGUCUACCAUUAGAGGUGCGGGAAUCGUUAAUGUUCCAUGACGGCCAAGAACGCGGCGGCCUACCCACUGGUGUCAUAUUCAGCGCCAUGCUGCUCGACUGCGAGGAGAUUGUUCAGGAAUGGCGGAACUGGAAGAAGGUCAACGACGAAUAUCUCAGCAAUGCCACUAUGAUGCAAAACCCACCCGCAGCCAGCUCUGCAGCAAGCUCUUCCGCGGCUGGUCCGUCUCAACAGGCCUCGUCGACAAUGUGGCAGUCAGACCUGCUUGACCGUCAGGACUCCCAGCCUCCCGGUGCAGUUCAGAAAGCCUACGCGCACCCCGCUUGGAUUCCCCUCGCCCGUGAUUGGGGCGGCAACAACCUCGCUAUUGAUUUGGCACCCGGCCCCGCUGGAAAAUGGGGUCAGGUGAUUAUUUUCGGACGGGAUUACGACUGCAAAUACGUCGUUGCCCGAUCAUGGGCUGCGUUCCUCGCGACUCUCGCCGACGAUCUGUGCAGUGGCCACGUCAUUGUUGACGAGGAGACUAAUGAGCUGAAGUUGAAGCAAUUCAAGACCGUAGAGCCCCCAUACCUGGAUAUUCUGCGCUGGAGGACGGAUCAGAAGUUUGGCCGCCGUGUACCUCGCCGGAAGGGCCCCGUACCCAAUGGUUUGGGUGUGAACGCUUCAGGUAACCGGUCUAGCAGUCGCGAAUCCCCCUAUGGCAGCCCCACGCGCGCUGAAGAACGGGGCCGUUCACCGCACCGCUUCUCCAAGGGUGGAAAUGCCCAGAGUCCCAAGACGCCAUUCGGCGUGUCCAGUCCUCUUGCACGCGUGACUGAGGAGACCACAAGUCCCAUUGUCACUGCAGGACCCGCAAUCUCCGAAGACGCCAAGGAAAACGGCAAGGAGCCUCAGACUGAAGAUCUCAUGGAGGUUGUAACCCCGCAAAUCUCCAACAAGGAGAAUGAAGGAUUCCUCAAGUCCAAUGAAAUUAAGGAAUCCGAGAAGGCCGACAAGGCAGAGAGAACCGACUCUGCGGAGUCCUCAUCCGCCAUUGAGUCGGAAAUCCUCGGCGAAAUGAAGAACGUGGCAAUUUAG
Penicillium vulpinum is the source of this 1548-nucleotide messenger RNA. Its product is annotated as SMI1/KNR4 family protein. Gene Ontology annotation, biological process: regulation of fungal-type cell wall biogenesis; cell wall biogenesis. The transcript has a single exon. The record is from RefSeq and is a predicted model, not a curated record. The coding region runs from base 1 to 1548 and encodes 515 amino acids. Gene Ontology annotation, cellular component: mating projection tip. Lineage: Eukaryota; Fungi; Ascomycota; Eurotiomycetes; Eurotiales; Aspergillaceae.